CAGUUACUUACUACAGGAAAUAAGCAACAGCUAGGUCCAUCGAAAAACGAACACUUACUGGAGGCUGGAAUACAUUUAGAGGUCAUUUUGAGGAUGUCUCGAUAGUCGUACCGUUAUAUAACUUCUUUAAAUUUAUAUAAAACAUGGCAAAAACUAUGAUUUUAAUGUUUGAAAUAAUUAUCAUAACGGAAUUAAACGUUCUUUUGCCCAGUGUUGCAAUUUCCGAAUUACGUCUAGGUGCACAGCUUUCAAUGAAUAACAGCGCGAUGAACGAGGAGAGCAGAUUGUGCAACAUAACCAUACAGAAAGCUCUGGAAGAUAUCAACGCUUUCCCAAACCUGUUAGUAGUAGGAUACCAGACCAUACUAUUCCAGGAUAGGAUAGGAUACAAACUAGAUCUAACUUAUGACUACGUCGACUCGGAAUGCAGAGGAGAGCAUAGAUCGGACAUUAUAAAUAAGCUGCGAAAUAUCUUGCAUUUUCCGUAUAUCCUAAUCGGUGGGGUAUGUCCUACUAUAACAGAGCAGUUUAUAAAAGUUCAAGAUUUUUUCUCGUCCGCAGCUCAGAUUUCAUAUCUUGCUACAUCUGCCAACUUGGCUAAUAGAAGGCUGUUCCCCAAGUUAUACCGACUAACAGCUCCGGAACGUGUAGGGUAUGCUCUUGUGCAACUGUUAGCAACCUUCAACUGGACUCGUAUAGCGAUCAUUCAGGAAGAGAACGAUAACUUGUCAAUGACUACAAGCGACUUAAUGAAGGAACUCAAUGUUACGAAAGUAGAUGUUAUUGCCGGAAAGCCCAUAACUGUGGGCUCGACUCCUGUGCUGCAACAGUUGGAUGUACUAAAGAGUCUGGACGCACGUAUCAUUGUUGUAAGUGCUUCUCAAAAGACAACUCUGGAAAUCGUAUGCAAUGCGUACAAGCUGGGACUAUACGGGAAACAGUUUGUUUGGAUAUUUACGGAAAAAUAUUCCGAUGAGUUCUGGAAGGUUGGCGAUGUCUAUUGCACGGAAGAAGAAAGGCAGAGGGCAGUGGAAGGGGCAUUUUUCUGUAAUACUGUGAAUAAUAAGCCCUUUAAAGAAAAGGGAAUUGCAAACAUGACGUACUCGGACCUCCUCACAGAUAUUCGUCAUCGCGCUAAUGUACCAGAAUUCAAACCAUUUGACUACGCCGUCGGCAAGUGUUACGAUCAUGUUUGGGUUGCAGCUUUGGCGUUGAACUGCUCUUUAUCUACACUUUGGAAAUUAGGGGGUGAAUUCUUAAUGGAUGAAAGACCAAAUAUGAUUACCGACUGCAUUGAUAAGUUAGAUUUUGUAGGGACGACGGGUAGAAUAAGGUUUACAGAUGGGGCUCUUAAUCCAGAUGCCGUAUUGCAAAGAAUCCAAGAUGCGAAUACAAAAGUGGUGGCAUAUUUUCGGCAGGAUUAUCACCCAAAUUCUCGUUAUGAGUGGAUAGAUGGAGCACUUAUUUGGAAAGAUAAAAUUAUCCCACGUGAUUCUGCUCAGACAAUUCAGAAAGAGAAGUUCGUCCCGAUGUCAUUAUAUUUGACGAUGUAUAUAUUAGCUGGUAUUGGAAUCAUAUUCACAAUCGCUUGCUUCGUUUUCAACGUAUUUUGGAGAAAGCACAGGAUAGUGAAAAUGUCAUCACCAAACAUAAACAGUAUUUUACUUGUCGGCUGUUUACUAAUGUAUGUAACUAUAGUUAUCAAGACAAUGGCAACGACAAGCAAAACAGUGUGUGCGGUGCGAUUGUUUUGCUUCUGGAUAGGAUUCGCUACUCUAUUUGGUUCCAUGUUUUCCAAGACAUGGAGAGUCUACAGAAUUUUCACAAAUAAACAAAUGAAACAGAAAUUGUCAUUAAGAGACAAACACCUACUGGUCAUCAUCGGUAUACUCGUUAUCAUGGAAACACUUGUGUUAAUAGUAUGGGAGAGUUACUCGCCGCAUCAUGUGAAAGAGCAGCGGCUGGAGACAGAGGAUGUUACCACAGACAAAGGGGACAAGGUUUUAGUGUUUUCUCGUGUUUGUGUGUCGGUUCACUCCAACUAUUUCAACUGGACCCUGAAAAUAGUGAAUGGUGCUCUUAUGGCCUUGGGCGCUUUUUUGGCAUGGGAAACCAGACAAGUACACAUAGAAGCUUUAAACGACUCCAAGACGAUCGGUGUAUGCUUGUACAACGUUGUUAUUCUGAGUAUCGUGGGGCUGUUUCUGUCUAUGACGCUUGAUGACAAACCGAUUGUACUGAAUGGAGUCACUUCCGUGUGCCUUUUCGUCGGAACUCUCGUAUCGGAGACGUUGAUAUUCCUCCCAAAGAUAUUAGCAUUUUACCGGAAACCCAUUGCAACCCCACAGACUGCCUUGACUAAUCUACAAUCAUCGACAACCUUGAGUAUAACAACAAACCGUAUUGAAUUAGGCGCCAGUCGUUCAUGUGAAAAGGAAACGGAAACUGAUGAUACGACGAAAUUGGAUUAACAAAUCAAAUGAACUUCCGAUGAGACUAGAUUGACAUUACAAAUUGAACUUUCGACGAGAUUGGAUUGAAAUCAUAAAUUGAACUGGUGAUGAUGUUAAAUUAACAUCACAAAUAUAAAUCAUAAAAAGAUUGAAUUGAUAUUAAACAUCGAACCUUUGGUGAGUGUAAAUUAACAUCAAACAGUAAACUUACGACAUUGGAAUAACAUUACAAUUUGAACUUACCAUGAGAUAGGAUUAACAAUAUAAAUAGAACAUAAUGCAAGAUUGGUUUGUCAACACACAGUGAAUUUACGACAUAACUGGAUUGAAAGCAAACAAUUAUAAUUAGUAUAACUUAUAUUAUAUAUUAUAUUUUAAGUGUAAUUGGCUGUAUGAGUUUUAGUUAUUUUGAACAUUGUAACAUGUAGCAUUUUAUGCAGCUAAAGACAGACAUACACUUAGGCUGUCUUGUAUUAGGCCUCUGAAUGCUUCCCGACAACUCUGCCAUAAUGGAAUCGAGACUCAAAAAUGUUGAAUUUUGAAAUAUAGCACAUCUACUUAAAACUGACCAAUGUCUGUGUUUCUGUGUUAAUGUGUAACCCGACGUUUGUGCAGUAAACCCUAUUUGCCCGCUUUGAUGACAAGCAAUCAAACUCACCUAAUCAAUCAGCUCAUCCAAUUGACAAGUAAACACGAUUCUAUUGAAAGUAUAAAAUGGUGGUCAUACAUUUAAAUUCAAUUGAGUAAAAAUUGCUCUGCAAUAGAGCCGCCUGGCUGUCGUGGAAUACGUAAAGAACUAUUGGCUUUGUACAGUGUUUUCAAGGUGCUAGUUACUUUAGGUGAGAGGAAAUAUCAUGCCAAUAGAGAUCACAAAGUCAAAGGUCAAAGUCGCAUAGGGUUUAGCAUGGAAUUUGUUUCCGGACAUUAUUAAGAGAAUGAUUGACAAAAGAUCAUCUUAAUUGUUAAGCUCAAAUAUCAAGGUACCUAGGGUCAUUAACAUUAAAUGCGUCUCCAAUAUUACCUCUUUACUAAGGUAAAGUUUAUUUUAUUUUGUGUAGGAUAGUAAAUCAUGCGAGGCGAAGACCCUUCAUUUUUUAGAUAAACAGAUCAAAGGUGAAGAUCACAGGAGCUUGUUAUCUGAAAAAAACAUUUCGCAUAAUGAGAUAUUGACUGCACGUUAGGGUAUAUAUAUGUUUUACAAACAUCUCUUGUUUAUGUGCUUAUCUGUGCUACUUAAAACGGCAUGAGUUUGAGAGCAAGAGAAGAGUGGGGACGAUUUGUUGUAGUUUAAUUACAAAAUCAGUAAGUGUGUUUAGGUGUAUGAAAAUAUUCCCAACUCUUUUUUAUUGACUCAAUGAAUGUUUGUAUACACUUAUAUGGCUCUGAGUCUGUUGUAAGAUUGCACGUAGCAUUGUCUUUGGUAUUAAUUUAAAAUAUUACUGGUAUUUAAUUAAGUACCCAUUAACAUUGAUAAACUGUUAGCUGGUGUGAAACCUUGAUAGGAUUCUUCAGUAACUGACUUUAUGUUUUGUUAAAUUGCAAGGAGUGUAAUUGAAUUAUUAAUUGUUGUAAUGUUUGUUCAAAAUUGUCAACAGUUGAGUUUAACUUAGAUUUGACGUAAAUAAAUACACAAUUUCAGAUAGAAACUAAAUGUGGUCAUGGCAAAUUUCAAUUGCAUUAAUAUUCUUAAAUAUCUUGGCCACUGUGUGGUUAAAGAGCAAGUGUAACCUACUUUUUUAACGUUAUGCUGUUGAGAUAUUUCAAUAUGUUAUGCAGUAUUUAUUGUGGGUAGUAAAGCCUAGUUUGUUUGUUUGCAGUUUGCUACAACAUUUAGUUGUGCAAAUUGAUCGUAAUGCUCAAAUUCGCCAUUACGUGCAUUUGUUUGUAAGUGGUCAACAACUUAGUAAUAUUUAAGAUUGAAAAUAUAACGUGAAAAACAAAAUCAUACUUUGAAUAUUAUUGUCUUCGUUUUUGUUAGUUUAUGAAGUGUGAUGGUUUUAUGAAAUGAACACUUUGAAAUGUAGACGAUGAUAAAGCUGAAUUAAUCUGAAGCUAUUAAAAAUGCCUUUUUUAUAUAAUUUGAUAUACUAUGACUCUAUUUGCUAUAUUAUUUGUGAUAUAUCCCUUGUAUCCUGAACGUUCAACUAAACUUAAAUAAAACUUC
This is a messenger RNA of Dreissena polymorpha, 4617 nucleotides long. Its product is annotated as gamma-aminobutyric acid type B receptor subunit 2-like. The record is from RefSeq and is a predicted model, not a curated record. NCBI's taxonomy places the organism in Eukaryota, Metazoa, Mollusca, Bivalvia, Myida, Dreissenidae. Gene Ontology annotation, biological process: gamma-aminobutyric acid signaling pathway; G protein-coupled receptor signaling pathway. The transcript has 16 exons. Gene Ontology annotation, molecular function: G protein-coupled GABA receptor activity. Bases 144 to 2471 code for a protein of 775 amino acids. Gene Ontology annotation, cellular component: G protein-coupled receptor heterodimeric complex; membrane.